AUGGAAGAGGGAAAUCGCACCUUCCUGACUGAAUUCAUCUUGGUGGGCUUCUCAGCAGACCCCCGGUGGCAGCCGAUUCUGUUUGGGGUAUUUCUGAUGCUCUAUUUGCUAACCAUGUCUGGGAACGUGACCCUGGUUAUCCUAAUCUGGAUGGAUUCCCGUCUUCAUACACCUAUGUAUUUUUUCAUAGGUGGUCUGUCCUUUUUGGAUUUCUGGUACACCUCUGUUUAUAUCCCUAAAAUCAUGGCCAUUUGUGUUUCUGAAGAUAAACGCAUCUCCUUGGCUGGAUGUGGGGCUCAGUUUUUCUUUUCCUGUGUGGUAGCCUACACCGAGUGCUAUCUCCUAGCAGCCAUGGCAUAUGACCGCCGUGCGGCCAUCUGUAACCCUCUGCUUUAUUCAGGUAUCAUGUCCACGUCUCUCUGUGCUUGGCUGGUUGCCGGCUCCUACAUAGGAGGAUUUCUGAAUGCCAUAGCCCAUACUGCCAACACAUUCCGCCUGCAUUUCUGUGGUGCAAACAUCAUUGACCACUUUUUCUGUGAUGUACUACCACUGGUUAAAAUGUCCUGUACAGACACCCGGGACUACGUGAAACUUCUUUCAUGUAUGGUUGGCUUUACUGUCUUCUCCUGCCUCCUUGUCAUCUUCAUUUCCUAUUUCACCAUCCUCUUGGCUAUCCUGAGGAUCCGGUCAGCCUCCGGAAGGCGCAAGACAUUUUCCACCUGUGCCUCCCACCUCAUCUCUGUCAUGCUCUUCUACGGAUCCUUGCUCUUCAUUUAUUCACGACCUAGUUCCUCCUACUCCCUGGAGAGAGAUAAAGUGGCUGCCUUGUUCUACACCAUCGUCAACCCACUGCUCAACCCUCUCAUCUACAGCCUGAGAAACAAAGAUGUCAAAGAGGCCUUCCGGAAAGCAACACAGAGCCUGUGGCCACGAACUUGA
Lepus europaeus (European hare) is the source of this 939-nucleotide messenger RNA. Its product is annotated as olfactory receptor 9G4-like. Gene Ontology annotation, cellular component: membrane. Gene Ontology annotation, molecular function: G protein-coupled receptor activity; odorant binding; olfactory receptor activity. The record is from RefSeq and is a predicted model, not a curated record. Bases 1 to 939 code for a protein of 312 amino acids. NCBI's taxonomy places the organism in Eukaryota, Metazoa, Chordata, Mammalia, Lagomorpha, Leporidae. The transcript has a single exon. Gene Ontology annotation, biological process: G protein-coupled receptor signaling pathway; sensory perception of smell.